Messenger RNA from Acanthosepion pharaonis, 717 nucleotides. The record is from the annotation of a GenBank genome assembly. Lineage: Eukaryota; Metazoa; Mollusca; Cephalopoda; Sepiida; Sepiidae.
AUGCCCGUCGGUCAAAUGCCCGUCGGUCAAAUGCCCGUCGACCAAAUGCCAGUCGGUCAAAUGCCCGUCUGUCAAAUGCCAGUCGGUCAAAUGCCCACACAGUCUUCCCGUUUCUUACACUCAAUAAUUUAUCAAUUUCGUUCUGCUUUUUCUCGUUCUUUUUUUCCUUCCUCUUUGGCUUUCUCCAUUUCAAUUUCACUUUCAUUAAAUCUUGUCUUUUCCAAGCACCCCUUUCCUACCCUUUCUAUUUCGCUGCUUGUCUGCUGUUCCCCAUUUCAUUUCUCUUGUCUUUACACAUAUAACAUUGUUUCUUAUAUUUUAAUUUUUCUCAAUCCUUUUCUGCGCCUCAUUCUCAUUGCUUUCUCCUUAUUUUUACCUUUCCUUUCUCUUUCCUUUAACCUUUUCCCCUUUUCUCAUUCUCUACCUAUUCCUUUUUAUCGUCCCCUGUAUAUUAAUCUCUGUUUCUUUCUUGUCUUUCUACCUUUCUCUUCCAUUAAAUGCUUAAUUUUCCCUUUUUCAUUCUCUCUGGUUCCUCUUUAUCGUUUCCUAUUCCUCGCUCUCUCUUCCAUUCUCUUUUCUUUUCUACCUUUCUUUUUCCCUUUCCUUAAACGUCCAGUCUUCACUUUUCUCAGUCGCACUGCUUCCAAGUUCUUGUUUGCUAACUGUGAUUCACUAUUUCUUUCUCCUUGUCUAAAAAACACUAUUAAACUAUUAUAA